This is a messenger RNA of Haliotis rubra (blacklip abalone), 2247 nucleotides long. RefSeq names its product cytochrome P450 10-like. Lineage: Eukaryota; Metazoa; Mollusca; Gastropoda; Lepetellida; Haliotidae. Gene Ontology annotation, molecular function: iron ion binding; monooxygenase activity; oxidoreductase activity, acting on paired donors, with incorporation or reduction of molecular oxygen. The transcript is spliced from 9 exons. The record is from RefSeq and is a predicted model, not a curated record. Bases 540 to 1697 code for a protein of 385 amino acids.
CCUAAAAUUAACAACACUACUCCGAAGAGAUUGUGUUCGCUUCAUCAAAGGCUCGAGCCCUACAGGGCACGUUGACGAAACGCAAGUGUGUAAGCUCUAGGGACGAAAGAUGACGUCCGUUGUGUCAAGAUGUCUGGUAACCCGACAAUGGGUUGUCAGAAAAAGCAAUGUCGAUGUCUGUCUCAGGCUGUCAAGCACGGCUACUGUGCCCUCAGACACUCGGAACCCGCCCACAGGGGACGCAAAAUCCUUCCAGGAAAUGCCUGGCCCCUCGGGGAUCUACUCUGUUCCCGUUCUCGGUCCCCUUCUACAGUUUCACCCGUUCACGGACUACAAAUUGGAGACAGCUCACAAGAUGUUCGACAGUCUUCACGAGCAGUACGGCCGGACCUACCGCGUCAUGCUGAACAACUGGACAGUCGUCACUGCAGACCCUGCCGGCAUUGAAAGACGUUUACCAGCAAGAGGGACAACUACCCGCUCGACCCGAUAUUUCCAUCUACGUCCAUUACUGUGAGAAGAACGAGAAGGAGAAGGGGAUGGGCAUAGUUAACGGCAUGGAUUGGCGACGUCUUCGGACAGCUCUGUCGCGACAGCUCAUGCGUCCAGCCUCCCCACACCAGUACCUGCCUGCCCAGAACGCUGUGGCCGAUGAACUCGUACAAAGGAUGAAAACUCACAUGUACAGCCCCGAAGGAUUCAGAGAGGAACUCUUCAAGUUUGCUGCCGAGAGUAUUGCUGUUGUGGCCUUCAACAAACGCUUGGGCUUCUUGUCCGACGACUUGAGUACCGUGUCGCCAGAAAACGACGAAUACCUGAAACAGGUGAAAACGUUCUUCUCCAUCAUCGGCAAAGAUGGCAGUACUCCCCCUUUCUACAAGAUAUUCCCCACAAAAUUCUACCGAGAGUUUGAACAUGCGGCAAAUGUCGGGUACAGUUACGGUCGGAAGGAAGUGAAACGUGCUAUUGAAACGAUGGAGACGCAGAAAAAGGAAGGGACGUUUGAUGCCGAUGCUCCGAAUUUGAUACUCACUCUGCUGUCUAAUCCAGCUCUGUCCUUUGGGGAUAUCACCGCACUGCUACAAGACCUGCUGGUGGCAGGGACAGACUCGACCGCCAAGAACAUGGAGUGUUUCCUCUUCAAUAUGGGCUGCCACAGAGACAUCCAGAGGCGCCUAUAUGAAGAGAUCACGGAGGUCGUUGGGCAGGCGCAGACUGGGCGUCCGCUGGAGGCAGGGCAGAUGGAAAUAAUGCCGUACUAUAGGGCCUGCCAGACAGAAUCAUUUCGAAAGAUGUACCCUGUCAUGGUUAGUUCACCACGGAUCAUGCCCCAUGAUUCCGUUAUUGCAGGAUUCCACGUGCCGAAAGGGACCACAGUAUUAUGCAACAACCGGAGAUUGUUGAUGGACGAGGAAUAUUUCCAGAACCCUGCACGCUAUGAUCCAGACCGGUGGCAGAGGGAUAAACACAGGAAAUACAUCAGUAAUAUUCCUAAAUUUGCCAACUUGCCCUUUGGAUUCGGUGUACGCAAUUGCCUCGGCCGGAGAUUUGCGUUGCAGGAAAUUUGGCUGGGAGUGGUGAAGAUCCUCCAGAAUUUCGAAGUGAUCGUCGACGACGACGAUGCGGGGACGGAUAUUGAAUACCAUACUUUCAUCCAACCCGCUAAACCUGUGCGGUUUACGUUCAAACCAAGAUAGACCGGGGAAACAUUUUCAACGGACACCCGAUGGGGCAUCACAUACUACCCCUACGUGAAGAAACUGUCUUGGUUAAUGUACAAAUAAUGUACACAUAAUCACAUGUUCAGUGACGUAGCACAUAAUUGGAAAUGGGCACUUAUUACGCAACGUAUGGAGGUCACCUAGUUGCGCCCCUUUGUAGUGUCAAGAUACGCCACUAGCUGGUUUCUAAUACGCCCAGAUAACGAUCCAUCCUUUUGUCCCAUAUACCGUGCUUAUGUUUUUGCCAUGCGAUAAACAUCUAUUGCUUCCUGCUUUGGUCUCACAUUACGCUGAUACAUAGUGUCGCAACUCAACAAUUGUCUAAUAUGGAGGUGAACCGAACCCAACACUCGUGCACUGAUAAACACUUGUUUUAAAAGGAAAAACUGUUUACUAGUCGUCAUUUAUAUAAGAGUAUCGCCCACGGCUCACGUGACUUUUCAAAUGUUCGUAUCAAGUGAAUGACCAUGGCACGUAGACGUUGUACUUUUAGAGAUCAUAAUUAAAGCAGCUUGGCUGACAUUGC